Papilio machaon (common yellow swallowtail) is the source of this 790-nucleotide messenger RNA. RefSeq lists its product as uncharacterized. Lineage: Eukaryota; Metazoa; Arthropoda; Insecta; Lepidoptera; Papilionidae. The transcript has 4 exons. Bases 73 to 498 code for a protein of 141 amino acids. The record is from RefSeq and is a predicted model, not a curated record.
GGCUGGCGGCUGGCGGCAGAAGUGCGGUGUGGUGAGCGUAGUUCGGCGCAUUUGUGCGACCGACGCGGCGCCAUGGACUGGCCGCCUCUCCGGCUGCUGUGGGUGCUCUGCUCGCUGUACUCGCUGGUCGCUCGCUGCUGCUGCUUCCCCCUCAGCGUCGAGGAGCUGGAAGAUGAGGUGACGACUGCGGGCGCGGGCGAGGCGGAGUAUUCUGGUGAGAGGAAGUACACGACGAACUCAUGGAGCUUCGACGAGUACACGUCAGUGACCCCGCUGGCCGCGACAAACAACCCGGCCGAUGUCGCCGCUGCCGGCAUCGAGGACGAGCUGCACGCGCUGCGCAAGGUCGCCGAGAUCCUGCUGUUGCUCGGAGAACAGGUGAUUCCGAUUAUAAUAGGAGAUCCAGUCAACGACAGAUGUUACAAGAAAAAAAAUGAUUUCAGAAGACACGGAGUAAAAGUCGCGACAAAAUUAUCAUUAAAAAAUGCAAGUGCCUAGAAAAAAUAUUUGUGAAUUACUUGAAACAUUACAAAGCCUGUGUUACAAAAUCUAAAUUAUAUCGCUAAAUGUGGAUUCCAAGAUUGUACAAGGGCCUAUUAUGUAACUCAGUAACAUAAAAUGACAUUGGCAUCAAUUCAAAAAUGUGCCGCUAAAAAUUGUAAAUCAAUUGUAGAAUAUAUAUGUAUGUAUAUAAUGAGCGGGUUUCAUACUACGACCUACGCGUUCGUGUUAAGUGAGUAAAAUACAAAGUUGUAAAUUGAAAAUUGCCGAAAACUUGUGAAGUGUGCUU